Messenger RNA from Trachymyrmex septentrionalis, 1504 nucleotides. RefSeq lists its product as uncharacterized. The transcript has 7 exons. The record is from RefSeq and is a predicted model, not a curated record. NCBI's taxonomy places the organism in Eukaryota, Metazoa, Arthropoda, Insecta, Hymenoptera, Formicidae. Bases 122 to 1075 code for a protein of 317 amino acids.
GGUCAUUGGCCAAACGGUUUACCCCCACAUGUACUCACAGGCUAUAUAGAAGACCCCGCGAGGAAUUUAAUCUUCAGAACUGAGAGUCAGUGUCACGGAAAUCUACCGAAAAGUAACUAAAAUGCAAUAUAACCAACACAUAUCGCUCUGCUUGAUCGCACUUGUCUUGGGACAAGUCGCGACAUUACCGCAACAUUCUCAAUACACGUUGCAAUACCCGCAACAGUAUCAACAACAACAGGUCAGAGAGGAGAGAAAAUUCGCUGAGAAACCAAAUGCGAUGAAAAAAGUGGCGAUCGAUGAUCUCGAGGAUAUUAGCACUAAUCAAAUUCAGGAAGGUAGCAGCAGCGGUUUUUCAUGGUCUAAUAUGUUAGGAAUGCUGAUGCAAAUGCUGCUAGGUCAGACCGGAGGUGUAGCCGGACCCAGCAAAAAUGAGAUAGAUGAUGGCACGACUGUGAGUCCGUGGACCAAUCUGCUUUCCGUGGGUUUGAGAGUCCUCACGGCACUACUGGGCGGGCCCCAACAACCGGUGGAUGGUAUUGACAAAGUGGAUAAUCAAAGUAGUCCCAUGCAGGAAAUUUUGACUGCGGUGCUGGGCGUGUUUCUACAGGGACAGGGCAGAGAUCCCGAACAAAUUGCUGUAAUAGCGAAAAAUGCUUCUGAGUUCAUCAGUAUAGUCAUCAAUCUACUGGACGCCCUGAAAACAUCAUUCUCUCAUCGUUCUCUGACGGCUCGCUCACUCGGAAGACGCGACACCGUUUCCGAAGCUGCUAUAGCGUCGAUCUCUAUGCUAAAGGGCUACAUGAGAUCCGUCAAGUCCUUUAGUUACGUAGGUCGUGCGGAGGAGGAGGGACAGCGUGGAUGCGCCGAGAGAGCACUUUGUGAGGCCAGUGCGGAAUGUAUCGCCGAUACACAAGGUCCAUCGUCGAUUUUCUGCCAACUUGGAUCGUACGCAACGAGUUAUUUCCUGCAGAGGCAAAGCGGCGUCGGCUUUGAGGCUUUAUACGAGGCAGGACGACGUGGUCGCACAGGCGAGGAUUGCAGAACUCUUUUUAUGGAUUGCAACGCUGUAUAAAGCGAGUUUAAUUCCCACAGCGUUCUGUCGAACGUAGCUUAGAUUCUGCGGGAUUACGGAUUCUCUUUGCCGAUCAAAAUUAAUUUAAAGACUUCUCGUACAACCCGUACAUUCUGUGCUUUAUCUUCUGAUGGAGAACAAUGUGAAACUACUCGAAGCUAUUUGUAUACAUUACAGACAACUAAAUAAUGUAAUAUGAAGGUUUUAUAAUUAUCGCAAACGCCUAAAAACGUUUUUUCGUCAAAUAUUCGAAUGACACGUAUUUUCGACGGAGUUUCCGGCAUCCUAUAGCUUAAAUCAUGUUAAAACAAAAGUAUAUAGAGUUUUAAUCAACAUAUUCACGGGUGUGCACCGAAUCGGGAUUCGCAUCGAAUCUCGCUAGCUCGUCAGCUCGACUCGAGCUCACGGUUGAACAUUUCUUCAGACAGA